GGAGGGACGGAGAUCACGUGCGCGGGGGAAGCCAUGGAGCGCGAGGACGGGGCGCCGGGAGCGGGGUUCCCCUGCUCGCCUGCUGCUGCUGCCGCCUCUCGCCCCGCUCGGUCGCCGGCGAAGUUUACGGCUGGCCCCGCAGGAGCAGCAGCCAUGGCGGCGGUGUCCUCCUACGAGAGCCUGGUCCACGCCGUGGCCGGGGCUGUGGGCAGUGUGACUGCAAUGACAGUAUUUUUUCCUUUGGAUACAGCUAGACUUAGACUUCAGGUUGAUGAGAAACGCAAGUCCAAGACAACACACACAGUGCUACUGGAGAUUAUCAAAGAAGAAGGCCUCCUGGCACCAUAUCGAGGGUGGUUCCCUGUUAUUUCCAGCCUCUGCUGCUCCAAUUUUGUCUAUUUUUAUACGUUUAACAGUCUCAGAGCUCUCUGGGUCAAAGGCCAACAUUCAACCACAGGAAAAGAUUUGGUCCUGGGGUUUGUUGCAGGUGUCGUGAACGUACUCUUGACCACUCCGCUCUGGGUAGUGAACACACGACUGAAACUGCAGGGAGCAAAGUUUAGAAAUGAAGAUAUUGUACCAACCAACUACAAGGGCAUUGUGGAUGCCUUUCAUCAGAUAAUACGGGAUGAAGGAGUCUUGGCUUUGUGGAAUGGUACUUUCCCCUCCUUGCUGCUGGUCUUCAAUCCUGCCAUACAGUUCAUGUUCUAUGAAGGGUUUAAACGAAGGCUUUUGAAGACACGACUGCAGCUUACCUCUUUGGAUGCAUUCGUCAUUGGUGCAGUAGCUAAGGCAGUUGCCACCACCAUCACCUACCCCAUGCAGACAGUACAAUCAAUUUUGCGGUUUGGACGUCACAGAUUGAACCCCGAAAACCGGACACUAGGCAGUCUUAAGAAUGUUCUCUAUCUUCUUCGACAGAGAGUAAGAGGGCGAUUCAGAUACAGAGGAUCUGACAGCCUUUCAGCUCCUUUAUUGCCCCCCUAAAGAUGAGCUGGAGGGGGUGAUGCUGCUUUGACACUGCAUGGAAUACAAUUUGAAACCAUUUCAACAAGAUAAUUCAGAAGGCAGCUGGUUGGCAUAGCAACUGCAUUUCCCAUGGCUGGUAAUGGUGUUUUAUGUUGCCCUUCUUCCCUUCCUUUAGUCCUAGCAGGAGAUUUUUGGAGGAACACCUGCCCCCACCACACACAUACACACACAAUUUCAGAGACAAAUAUAUUGUUUAACUUCCCCUGGGUUGGCAAAUUCAUGUUAAAUCAGAAACUAAACACCGUGUGUGUGCAUGAGAGAGAAAGUGAAAGGAUCUCCCCAAAAGAGGGGCUGAGUCGGUGUUUUGUGACUCCUGAGGAGACAAUGUCAGCAUCAUGACAUGUUACCCUACUUGCCUCCAUUCCUAAUUUCAUCUCUUUCUGUUCACUAGCCCAUGCAUUCCCUGUGCUCUUCAACUAUGACUUCUCACUUUCCUCCCCAUAUCUGUCCACAACCAAUUCUACAGUCAUCCAUCUUCUAGCAAUGCCUCCUUGAACUCCCUCCCUCACCUGGAGCAGGCUUUGAGGAGGUAGGAUAUUAGGAAGGGAUGAAUGAAACUUCCUUCUCUCCCCUCUUCCUCUGAUUACUCCCUCUAAUCGGGGGUGGGGGGGCACUUGACCCUGCAUGCCUCCCCACGCAUCACCUCUGCUGGCUCUGUAUCUACCUCACAACUCCCAGCAGAGAGCAAUUAUUUCCCAUGUUGAACUCCGUUGGGAGGAUGAGCUGGGCUAUUGUUAUGUUGCAAGAUGUUAAUGAGUACCACUGAACAGCUAGCAGCAUGUGUUCCCCCUUUCCCCUUCCAAUGUUCCAAAUGUCCCCAAUAAUCAAUAAGGUUUUGACCACUGAUGCCUAGAACAUUCCCUCAGAUUUUGGAAUUUAUUGGAUGCCGCAUUCAAAAGUUAUUGCAUCAAAAAGUCAGCCAACUAACAAACGUUUUUUCCAGACCUGUACUGAUCUAGUUAAAAAUGCAAAAACACAAAUGUAAUCCCAGGUCAGGAGCAACCAAGUCAUUACAAUUUGAAGGCUGUUUGGUGGCCUGAUGUGAAAUUAGUUGUAGGGAAGAGGAAAGGUACUGCCUUUCAGUUCCUAAGAGACAAGUGUCCACAUAAUAAGAGCCACCCCCACACUUGGCAGUACUUGACACCCAAGUUGGCAAUGUUGAUAGAGAAGCCAAAGAUUGUUAGUGUAAUGGAGACUGAACUCCAUUUGUACCCCAUAGAGAAGGUCCCACACAAAACAAAGCACGUAUGCAGGAGGGGAACUAAAGGCACUGCUUCAAAUGCUGUAUUCUGUGGAUAAAAUGUGACAGCCUCCAGGGGUUGUCAAUACAGCAUUUUUCUUGAGCACUAAAUUAACUUUAAGGGGAACAUAUUGUGCUUAAGGCUCAAUUUACUGUUCCUUUCCAUCACUGAAGUUUGUACAUUUGUUUCUACUGUGCCACUUACUUCCAUCUCUAUUGUAGGAGUUUUCCCUAUUGUUUGAUAUUUAGCAUCAAUUUUGCAUGGUAUUCAGCAAAUGUUUGUGCAUACUGUUGUGUGUUUGAAUUUAAUAACAAUUUGAGAUUAAAUAAUUCCAUUUGA
Messenger RNA from Mauremys reevesii (Reeves's turtle), 2609 nucleotides. It is a transcript of the gene SLC25A17, whose product is annotated as solute carrier family 25 member 17. Gene Ontology annotation, molecular function: ATP transmembrane transporter activity; coenzyme A transmembrane transporter activity; FAD transmembrane transporter activity. The record is from RefSeq and is a predicted model, not a curated record. The coding region runs from base 34 to 987 and encodes 317 amino acids. Gene Ontology annotation, biological process: transmembrane transport. The transcript is spliced from 9 exons. NCBI's taxonomy places the organism in Eukaryota, Metazoa, Chordata, Testudines, Geoemydidae. Gene Ontology annotation, cellular component: peroxisomal membrane.